CACAUAUAAAUAUAUGAAUAGUCAUUUCUUUUAAAUCAAACGUUAGAAAAAAAAAAGAAUUAUGGCUUCUACACAACAUUCAAAUAGUGUAUCAAUUCCUGUACAACUUCCAAUUCAUUAUAAUUUAAUACAAAACACAAAUGAACCAACAUCAGAUUCUAUAUAUACAGCAUUACUUCAAGAAAGCAGAAAUGAACCUACUUUAUCUAGACAAGAAACAAAUUAUCCCAACUGGCAUGAAAACCCACCAAUAUCAUUAAAUGAUAUACACAAUCUCUUUGAUCAAUUAGAAAAAAUAUAUGGAUUUCAACAUGAUAAUAUACGAAAUAUGCAUGAUCAUUUGUUAACCAUGCUAAAUUCACGAUCUGCACGUAUGUCGCCUAAACUAGCAUUAUGGAGUUUACAUGCUGAUUAUAUUGGAGGCGAGCAUGCCAAUUAUCGCAAAUGGUAUUUUGCAGCUCAUCUUAACUUGAAUGAUCGUUAUUCAUCUAAAGAUCCUACUCAUCAUUUAUUGGAGGAGGCAAAAAGAGAAUGGAGAGAAAGGAUGGAGUCCUUAUCAGAUCUUGAACGUGUAGGUCAAAUCUCUCUUUAUUUGCUUAUUUGGGGUGAAGCAGCCACAUUAAGAUAUACCCCUGAAUUGAUCUGCUUCUUAUUUUAUGUGGCGGAUGCUUAUAAACCACCACCACCACCACCACCACAUCAUAUGGAUGAUGAACGUGUAUCACUAUCCUUUUUAGAUGAUAUUAUAUCACCUAUUUACAACUUCAUACGAGAUCAAUCUUAUCAAGUUAUUAAGGAGCAUUAUGUGCGUCACGAAAAAGACCAUGAUAAAAUUAUAGGCUAUGAUGAUAUUAACCAAUUCUUUUGGAAUAAACAAUCUAUUGCUAGCUUGCAACUAAAAAAUGAUGAGCAACAAUGCCUUUUAAAGGAUAUCUCUAGAGAAUUGCAAUUUCUGUCAUUAAAAGAUGUGGAUUGGAAUAGUGCCUUUCGUAAAACGUUCUACGAAAAGCGAUCCUGGUUACAUUUGCUUACAAAUUUCUCAAGAGUAUGGAUCAUUCAUGCAACAUCCUUUUGGUAUUAUAUGGCUGCUAGUGUAGAUUUUGUACAUAUGGAUAUUACAGGUGGUAAACUAAAAACGAUUUCAGUUAAUUUACCGAUGAGGUUAUCCAUUGUUGGUUUGGGUGGUCUUGCUGCGGUCUCUAUCAUGAUAUUUGCCACCUUUGCUGAAAUGAUGCAUCUGAGGAUAAAUAGUCAUAAGGCACAGAUAUUGUUUGUAAGAAUGGUCAUGUUGCUAGUUGUAGCCCUUGGUCAAUUUGGAAGUUCAGUUUACAUCUUUUCCACCGACUCAACAAGUUUAUUAGCCCAUAUUCUUUCAAUCAUUCAACUUGUCUUUGGUGCUAUUAUCUCCAUUCUCUUUCUUAUCAUUCCUCCUGCGAGAUUGUUCUAUUAUUCAAGUACAGACGCUUAUUUAUCUUCUAAAGCAUUUACUGCUAAUUUUCCUAAAAUGAGGAAGGACGAUCGAUUUUUAUCUAUUCUUCUAUGGGUUUGUGUCUUUAGUUGUAAGUUUCUUGAAACUUAUUUCUUUUUAGCUUUAUCAUUUCGCGAUGCACUUUCAGCAACCAUGCAAAUGCAGCUUAGUACUUGUGGUAAAGACCCUUUGCUGGGUCGUUGGUUAUGCACAAUGAUACCCAUCUUGACGACUAUCCUUAUGUUCUCUGUUGAAUUAGCGUUGUUCUUCUUGGAUACUUAUUUAUGGUAUGUCAUCUGGAAUACUAUAUUUUCAGUUGCACAAUCAAUGCGUCUUGGUAUCUCAGUCAUGGUGUCUUGGAGACAACUCUUUGCUAAGGUACCUCAGAAUAUGUUUGCAAAGAUAAUAGCGCCUAUACAAUCGAUGACAAAUCAUGUACGUUAUACGGCUUGUUCUCAGAUGUGGAAUGCCAUCAUUAUUUCCAUGUAUAGAGAUCAUUUAUUAUCAGUCAAUAAUCUUCAACCUCUGCUUUAUCAAGUCCACGAUCAAGAAGCUGAAGAUGGUACAGUCCAACGAGAGCUUUUACCUCCUCCUAUCUUUGAUCCUACAGCAACUAUCCCUGAUAAAGAUUACUUCCCACCUUACUCUGAGGCAGAACGUCGUUUGUCGUUUUUCGCACAAAGUCUUACUACACAAUUUCCUUUACCCUGUUCUGUUGAAAAGAUGCCGACUUUUACCGUCUUUACGCCUCAUUACUCGGAAAAGAUACUGUUGUCAUUACGAGAGAUCAUUCGAGAGGAGAACUCAACAACACGUGUAACGCUUUUAGAGUAUCUAAAAAAAUUACACCCAACCGAAUGGAGUAAUUUUGUAAAGGAUACCAUGUUUAUCGCAGAAGAAAACGACAUCCCGUCAGGGCCAUCAGAAAAGGAUGAUUUACCAUUCUAUUGCAUUGGAUUCAAGUCCUCUGCUCCAGAGUAUACCUUGAGGACCCGUAUCUGGGCCUCUCUGCGUGCACAAACACUCUAUCGCACUAUCAAUGGCUUUAUGAAUUAUGCUCGUGCUAUAAAGAUUUUACAUCGUAUAGAAUAUCCUAAUUUUCAUGAUCUCUCUUCAUCGACUACCUUGACUUCACCAACGACAAACAAGAAGGAAGAUGAGCAUGAGCCUAUUUCGGUAAUAACAGAUAAUAAACGAACGGGUACGAAUGAAGAAUUAUUGGAAUCUGUAGCCCACCAAAAGUUUCGGUUUCUAGUGGCUAUGCAACGUUAUGCUAAAUUCAAUGAAGAGGAAAUUUCUAACUGUGAGUUCCUGCUAACUGAAUAUCCAUAUCUGCAAAUUGCCUAUAUCGAUGAAGAAAUAGAUGAAGGAACGCAAGAGAUUACUUACUAUUCGGUACUUAUUGAUGGCCAAUGUGAAUUACUUGCAAACAAUCGGCGUAGCCCAAAGUAUCGUAUUCGCUUACCCGGUAAUCCUAUCUUGGGUGAUGGCAAAUCAGAUAACCAAAACCAUGCACUCAUCUUUUAUCGUGGUGAAUAUUUGCAACUUGUUGAUGCUAAUCAAGAUAACUAUCUUGAAGAAUGUCUUAAAAUUCGUAGUAUCUUUGGUGAAUUUGAGCAUCAAACAACAGUAACAUUAGAAAGGGUCUAUGGUGAACAUGACCAUUCAUCCUCUGUGGCCAUUGUUGGAGCCCGAGAAUAUAUCUUUUCAGAGAAUGUAGGUAUGUUAGGUGAUGUCGCAGCUGGUAAAGAACAAACCUUUGGCACAUUAACGCAGCGUAUUAUGGCCAAAACAGGUGGGCGUUUACAUUAUGGCCAUCCAGAUUUCUUGAAUGCCGUCUUCAUGACUACACGAGGUGGUGUCAGUAAAGCACAACGUGGAUUGCACUUGAAUGAAGACAUUUAUGCUGGUAUGAACGCCCUUAUGCGAGGUGGUAUUAUCAAACAUACAGAAUAUUUACAAUGCGGUAAAGGUCGAGAUCUCGGUUUCUCAUCGAUCCUCAACUUCACGACAAAGAUCGGCACAGGUAUGGGUGAGCAAUUCUUGUCACGCGAGUAUUACUAUUUAGGUACCCAAUUGCCCUUAGAUCGCUUCCUCACCUUUUAUUAUGCCCACCCUGGCUUUCAUCUGAAUAACAUCUUAAUUCUCUUCGCUGUUCAAGUCUUUUUGUUUUGUAUGAUGAUGGUCAGCACCAUGGCUAUUAAUUUACCCCCUUGUUACGUAGAGAUCGUGGAGGGCGAUUGUUUUAAUAUCAAACCAGUCUAUGACUGGUUUCAACGUUGUAUUCUAUCUAUCUUUAUGGUCUUCUUUAUCUCUUUCUUACCCCUCUUUUUGCAAGAGUUAACUGAAAAGGGUACUGGUAGGGCCAUCUGGCGUCUUACAAAGCAAUUCUUGUCGUUAUCCCCCCUCUUUGAGAUCUUUAUGACUCAAAUCUAUGCCAACUCUGUCAUGUCGAACCUGAGCUUUGGAGGCGCUCGCUACAUCGCUACUGGACGUGGAUUUGCAACCGCUCGUAUCCCCUUUAGCGUCCUCUAUUCACGAUUUGCACAACCAAGUAUUUAUUUUGGUGCACGUACGAUGCUAAUGUUGCUCUUUGUCUCAGUGGCUGUUUGGAUUCCUCAUUUGAUCUAUUUCUGGGCUACCGUCACAUCCCUUCUCAUUUCACCUUUUAUCUUUAAUCCACAUCAGUUUGUCUUGACGGAAUUCAUUUAUGACUAUAGAGAAUUCUUGAGUUGGCUCUCUCGUGGGAACACAACACGCUAUCACGAUCAUGCUUGGAUCUCCUACUGUCGUCAUGUACGUACUCAAGUGACUGGUAAUAAACGAAAGGCGAGACAGAGGUCGACGUUAAAGGAGAAGGAACCUAUCGUGGCCGUCCCACGAGCUAGUCUUUCCAACAUUUUGAUCUCUGAAAUUUUGAUGCCAUUUAUUCAAUGUUGUCUUUGUGUUGCCUGUUAUGCCUUCUACAAGAGCCGAUUUGAAUUGAAUUUUGAGAGCAAGGAUGAGCGAUUUACUGAAGAUAAUUCAAGUCCAGGAGGAGCCCUUGGACGGAUCAUGUUGGUCACAUUAGCGCCAGUCCUCUACAAUGCGUUGAUAUUGGCUAUAAUCCAAAUGAUAUCUCUAAUGGUAGGCAAUAGAUUCAAGAGGACAGGAUUCUAUAUGUCAACAUUAGCACAUACAUUAGCUGUAUUGGGCUUUCUAUUUGCUUAUGAAGUUCUUUGGAUAAUGGAAAAAUGUCAUGUGAGGUCUACUCUACUAGCUCUGUUGUCUGUCUUUUCAGUGCAACGGUUUCUAUUCAAGACAUUUGUAGGAUUAUUUUUAACUAGGGAGCUACAUCAUGAUGCGACGAAUAGAGCAUGGUGGUCAGGGAGAUGGAAAGCCAGUAAGGUUAGAAGAUUAGCAGCAAGAGAAUAUAUCUGUAAAAUAGUAGAAAUGUCAUUAUUUUCAAUUGACUUUAUAUUGGGCCAUUUUAUUUUAUUUGUCUUAUUUCCAAUUACCUUAAUACCUUCCGUCGAUCGAAUUCAUUCUUUAAUAUUAUUUUGGUUAAGGCCUUCAAAGCAAAUUCGACCUUCAGUAUUACCAACGAAGGAAAGACGACGACGUCGAAAAAUUGCCUUGAUAUAUGGACCUUUAUUUAUUUUUGUUUUGAUUUCUUUUUCUGCACUUAUUAUCUUACCCCCUCAAUUAGCCCCUCGAUUACCUACUUCAUAUGAAGAAUUAUUAAAAUAUUUUUAAAAAUAAAAAUGGGGAUCCAUUAUGACAUAUUGUAAUAUAAACUUGACUUACAUUAUUAUCAUAUAAAAAUAGUUCAGUGGUAAUACUAAAAAUACACCGAUUUAAAAAAAA
This is a messenger RNA of Cokeromyces recurvatus, 5314 nucleotides long. RefSeq names its product 1,3-beta-glucan synthase component-domain-containing protein. The transcript has 4 exons. Lineage: Eukaryota; Fungi; Mucoromycota; Mucoromycetes; Mucorales; Mucoraceae. Gene Ontology annotation, molecular function: 1,3-beta-D-glucan synthase activity. Gene Ontology annotation, biological process: (1->3)-beta-D-glucan biosynthetic process; fungal-type cell wall polysaccharide biosynthetic process. The record is from RefSeq and is a predicted model, not a curated record. Gene Ontology annotation, cellular component: 1,3-beta-D-glucan synthase complex; plasma membrane. Bases 62 to 5203 code for a protein of 1713 amino acids.